This is a messenger RNA of Pongo pygmaeus (Bornean orangutan), 6584 nucleotides long. It is a transcript of the gene RAB39A, whose product is annotated as RAB39A, member RAS oncogene family. Bases 134 to 787 code for a protein of 217 amino acids. The transcript has 2 exons. Gene Ontology annotation, biological process: Rab protein signal transduction. Gene Ontology annotation, molecular function: GTP binding; GTPase activity. The record is from RefSeq and is a predicted model, not a curated record. NCBI's taxonomy places the organism in Eukaryota, Metazoa, Chordata, Mammalia, Primates, Hominidae.
GGCGGCGGCCGCAGCCGCAGGAAUAUGCUGGAAGGCGGCGGGCGGGCGCCCGCGAGGUGCUGAAAGGACAGUUCCCGCCGCCGAACUUAGCCCGCGGGUGGGGCGGCCCGGGAGCCAGCGGGGCACGUGAGCGAUGGAGACCAUCUGGAUCUACCAGUUCCGCCUCAUCGUGAUCGGGGACUCCACCGUGGGCAAGUCCUGCCUCCUGCACCGCUUCACCCAGGGCCGCUUCCCCGGGCUGCGCUCCCCCGCCUGCGACCCCACCGUCGGCGUGGACUUCUUCUCCCGCCUGCUGGAGAUCGAGCCGGGCAAGAGGAUCAAGCUACAGCUCUGGGACACGGCGGGACAGGAGCGGUUCAGAUCAAUAACCCGAUCUUAUUACCGCAACUCAGUUGGUGGAUUUUUAGUAUUUGACAUUACUAACAGACGAUCUUUUGAACAUGUGAAAGAUUGGCUAGAAGAAGCAAAAAUGCAUGUGCAGCCAUUUCGGAUUGUAUUUCUGCUCGUGGGACAUAAAUGUGAUUUAGCUUCACGACGUCAAGUUACAAGGGAAGAAGCUGAAAAACUGUCAGCAGACUGUGGAAUGAAGUAUAUAGAAACCUCAGCAAAGGAUGCUACAAAUGUUGAAGAAUCCUUCACAAUCUUGACAAGAGACAUAUAUGAACUUAUUAAAAAGGGAGAAAUUUGUAUUCAGGAUGGCUGGGAAGGGGUUAAAAGUGGUUUUGUUCCAAAUACUGUGCAUUCUUCUGAGGAAGCAGUAAAGCCCAGGAAAGAAUGCUUCUGCUGACUUCAGACAUGCCAAAGAACUAACAGGAACAGAUUGGGUGUCAUUUCAGGAUAAAUACCAACAUUAACAACAGAAUGAUGCAAUAAAAGCAUUUAAAAAGGUUACAAACCCACACCAAUACUAUUUUGUAAGUUAUUUGAUUCAGAGCACGAUGCUUACUUGUUACACUACUAGAUUGGGUAUUUUGCUAAAUCACCAAGCAAAGCAGACAACCUUUUUCUUGAAAUUACCUCCAUUCUUACUUUGCUAGCAUACACUGACCUUAGUGUCCAGAUAUGUCAAUAUUACUCAUUUUUCUUGACAGUUCAAAUGGAUUUUUGUGCAUAGUCAAUUGAAAAGAUUAUAUCAGGAAUUACAUUCUCUUGAGUUAAUUAAUAUUGAAUAGCAAAAUGCAUUUAAAUAUGCACUGUUCACCUGCAGAGUAAACAAUCUCAGAAUUAUCGACUAGGAUGUAAAUAGCAGUUUCUUACAUAAGAAACUUAUAUAAGGUACCAGGUUUUUUCCCCAUUCUCUGGAAAUGUUUGUCCUCCCUUAAUUUUGCUUCAACACAAGAAAAUAAGUUUUAUGUUCAUUUUUGUUCCCUAAUUUAUUGCUUCUAAAAAUGCAUUAUGUUUUACAAAGAUAUCUAAGGAUCCAAGCAAACUGCUUUAAGCAAAUAUUUGUAAAAUUAAAAAUGGAGGACUGCUCACCAAAUGUUUGAAAUUUUGCUUUUUUUUUUUUUUUGAGACAGGGUCUUGUUUUGUCACCCAGGCUGGAGUGCAGUGGGGCAGUCUUGGCUCCCUGCAACCUCUGCUUCCUGGGUUCAGGUGAUUGUCAGUACCUUACCUCAGCCUCCUGAGUAGCUGGAACUGCAGAUGUGCGCCACCAUGCCCGGCUAAUUUUUGUAUUAUAAGUAGACAUGGGGUUUCAUAAUGUUCCCCAGGCUGGUCUCCAACUCCUGGCCUCAAGCAAUUCGCCCCCCUCGGCCUCCAAAGUGCUGGGAUUAUAGGCAUGAGCUGCCGUGCCUGGACUAUCAGCAGCAAAUGUUUUGCUGUUACAGUGUACUGUUCAUAUUUAGACAAGAAAAACAAAAUUUAUUUAUGUAUUGACAUUUUCAAAGAAAGUAAAUGCAAUUUUCUUUGAACUAUUGUCAAAAUUAUUAAUAUAGGUAAACAUGGAAUGUUUUUAAUAAUAGCAUUUUUGUCCAAGUAAAUUUCCAAAUUUCCUAAUUUCCAAUAUGAAAAGAAUGCAGAAAAGAUUUUUCUGGGCAAGGAAAAUUGGUUAGAUGUUUGAUAUAUUUAGCCUUCAAAUUGCAUUUUACAAUCUCAUCAGUACAAGUUAAGAUAGAAUAAUCAAUUAAGACAGUAAAAUGACUUUUGAGUUUCCUAAUUUUUAACUUAUUGAUUAAACUCUCCUGGAAGGGGUAUUUUGAUCAUAGUGUCACAUGUUUUAUAAUGUACAUUUCUAUUCUGUUCUGUAAACUACUCUUAAUCACAAAAGAGUACCAAGUGAAGUUUUUUGGAAUCAUAAGAUUUUUACUCUUAACCUUUAGUUGCUUCAUUUGUUUGAAAACCGAAGUGGCAUAGUAGAAAGAAUAUUUAAUAAGAAAUCAGAAAACUUGGUUACCAAUAUCUAACCAUGAGUAAGGCACUUGACCUCUCUAAGCACCAUUUUUCUUAUCUGUAAAAUUAGGCUAAUAACCCCAUUUAUUAGUGUGUUUCAUGGAAAAUUAUUUUGAGAAUCUAGUGAAUGAUGCAGCAAAUGCUUUGUAAAUAGAGUAAGCAUUUUGAGAUUGAUAUGCUGCUCAUGGGCAUACUAUUAUAUUUACAAUGGGUGAGAAUUUUGUUUUCUCAUGAUUUUUCCUUUCAUUCCUAUGCAGAGGGAGUAGAAAAAGAUGUGUGUCUUCAUGGACCCGUAGGAAUUCUUGAUUAGUGCAUAUCCUCUGCUUAUUUUUUUUGGCGGGGGUGGGGGGCGAGGGGGGCGAGGUCUUGUUCUGUUGACCAGGGUGGAGUGCAGUGGCAUGAUCGAAGCUCACUGCACCCUGGACCUCCCAGUCUCAAGCGAGCCUCCCACUUUAGCCUCCUGCUAGCUGGGACCACAGGUGCACACCACCACGCCUGGCUAAUUCUUUAUUUUCUGUAGAGAAGGGGUCUCCCUAUGUUGCCCAGGGUAUAGGUCUCAUACGCCAGGACACAAGUCUUAUAUGCCAGGGCACAAGCGAUCCUUCCGCCUCGGCGUCCUAAAGUGCUGGAAUUACAGGCAUGAGCCCCUGCGCCCGCUUCCUCUGCUUUUUUUACCCUGAGCUAUUGUUCCUGCAAAGUGGAAAUAAUAGAGAGGGACGUUCCUGCAGACUUAACCCAAUCAAAAGUCACGUUUGUGCUUUUUGUGCAUCUUUGAAGUAGAUGUUUAAUUGUAUUUUCAAAUACUUGUACAUUUUCUGGGUUCAUGUAUUUUUAAUUGUGCUUAUGGAGAGAUUAUAAAUUAUAACUAUAUAAGGUAUGACUAUUUAUAUUGUCAGCAUUUUCUUGAUAUCCUUAGGUUAAUUUCACAUGAGUUCAAACUGUAAUUAACCAAAUGAGAAAAUACUUGUCCCCCAAAAUGUGAAGUAGUCCAUUUUACUGUUACAGUUUUCAAUAUUAUAUGACAAUUUCCCAUCAGUCCAAAAUGGCAUAAACCCAAACACUGAAAAUUUAGCAGUUGAAAGUACAGCCACCUGUGCCUACUUCUAAAGUUAAAUAGCUAAAACAUAAAAUGUGAUUUAAAUUUCAGUGGACACCCUUUAUAAUACUAAUGUCGGGAGAGACUAAUUUUUGGGCUGAAGGAUAUCAUGUGUUCCAAAAUUUAAACCAGAGCUAAAGAACUAGAAGAAACAAACAGGAAGGCAGGGCCCAAAAUUCAAGGCAUGAACAGAAGGAAGCCUAGAACUCGUCUCCUAGCACCUUGUUGACCACGCUGUGCUUGGUGUGUGUGUAUUGGGUGGAGGGAGGGGAAGGGAGGGAGAGGAUGUCAAGAAAAGGGGAAAUGUGUUCUAACUGAAUCCACAAAAUACUAAAAUAGGGUUAAAUAAUUUUUAUGUUAUAGAGGAGCUAUUUAUGGUAAAACAAUAGUAAAGUGAGCAACGAUUACUGCAAAAAUCUGAGUGCUUGUACAGGAUUGCCAAACAUCUGUCAAACCUUAGCCAGUUAUCUUUAUCCAUUUAUGUAUGUAUAUAAUAGCUGACCUAUUUUCUUACACAUCGUUAUAGAGAAUAUGGAUAACGAUGCCAAAAUAGUAAAAAUAUUUGCUCCAGGCAAAAUGCUUUUACCAAGUUUCUUAGAAAUCAAAUAUCCUUGAUUUUAUAUUAAAGUUACUUUAUUUAAAAUUUAAUUUAAAUUAAAAAAUGUAAAACUAGUAAAUGAUGUAGCUAAUUACUAGUUUAAGUAAAUGUGUUUUUUGUUUGUUUGUUUGUUUGUUUUUUUGAGACGGAGUCUGGUUCUGUCUCCCAGGCUGGAAGGCAGUGGUACAAACUCAGCUCACUGCAACCUCCACCUCCCGGGUUCGAACAAUUCUCCUGCCUCAGCUUCCUGAGCAGCUAGGAUUACAGGCAUGCACCACCACAUCCAGCUGAUUACUAUUAUUAUUAUUAUUAUUUUUGUUUUGAGACGGAGUUUCUCUCUUGUUGCCCAGGCUGGAGUGCAAUAGCGCGAUCUUGGCUCACCGCAAGCUUCGCCUACUGGGUUCAAGCAAUUCUCCUGCCUCAGCCUACCGAGUAGCUGGGAUUACAGGCAUGAGCCACCAUGCCCGACUAAUUUUGUUUUUUUUGUUUUUUUUAAGUAGAGAUGGGGUUUCUCCAUGUUGGUCAGGCUGGUCUCAAACUCCGGACCUCAGGUGAUCCACCCACCUCAGCCUCCCAAAGUGCUGGGAUUACAGGCGUGAGCCACCGCACCCGGCCUAAUUUUUGUAUUUUGAGUAGAGACGGGGUUUCACCAUGUUGGCCAGGCUGGUCUCCGACUCCUGACCUCAAGUGAUCCACCUGCCUCAGCGCCUCCCAAAGUGCUGGGAUUAUAGACGUGAGCCACCGGUGCCUGGCUGUAAAUGUGUUUUUUUUUAAAAGAAAUGAUAACAGUCCAAUUCUUAUCGUAAACUUGUCCCUGAUGGAAACUGCUCAUCUUGAGCUGCAUUCACGCUCCCAGUUCAUGUAGUGAUGUGAUACUAAGUAUAAGCCAAAAUGUUUAAUCAGAAUGUUUUUUUAAUGUGGCUUUUAUAUGCAUAAUAGUGGCAAACAAGAUUUCCUGAGCCUGGAAACUUGAGAGUUUAUUCUAGAUUUCCAAAAGUCUCAAGCAUUCCAUACUUUUUGUGUGUGGCAACCAAAACAGUCUUUUAUAUUAUUGUUAAGAUAACUUUACCAGAACAAAGUCUUUUUAUCCAACUUUACAUCAUUAAAAAAUGAAUCUAUGGAUUAAUAAAAUCAUUUUAAGAGUAUUUUUGUCAGAUUUUAUACUGCCCUUGGUUCAGUUAAGAACAAAGCUUUCAAAGCAGCUUUAAAGAGUGCACUGUAUUUGAAUAAUUUACUGGCCGGGUGCGGUGGAUCACGCCUAUAAUCCCAGCACUUUGGGAGGCUGAGGUGGGCGGAUCACGAGGUCAGGAGAUCGAGACCAUCCUGGCUAACACGGUGAAACCCCGUCUCUACCAAAAAUACAGAAAAAAUAAAAAAAUUAGCCGGGCGUGGUGGCGGGCGCCUGUAGUCCCAGCUACUCGGGAGGCUGAGGCAGGAGAAUGGGGUGAACCCGGUAGGCGGAGCUUGCAGUGAGCCGAGAUCACGGCCACUGCACUCCAGCCUGGGCGACAGAGCAAGACUCUGUCUCAAAAAAAAGAAAAAAGAAAAAAAAAAAGAAUAAUUUCUUUAGGUCUCACACAGUGAGAAGAACUCUUAAGACUAAAGACCCAUUCAUAAACUAACUUAUUUGUUUCUCAGUAACUACCUAGAAAGAUUUCACUUGGAAAUGCAAAGGAAACAUGUAAUCUUUAAGAAAAAACAGAAAGAUCCUCUUUCAGCAUGGGGAGCUGAAAAAAGAAAAAACCAUAAGACUAUAAAAGUUUUACUUUUUGUUUGUUUUUUAGAGACAGGGUCUUGUUCUGUCGCCUAGGCUGGAGUGCAGUGGCACAGUGAUAGGUCGUAGGAGCCUCAAACUCCUGGCCUCAAGCGAUCCUCCCACCCCAGCCUCCCAGAGUGCUGGGAUUACAGGCAUAAGUCACCACGCCCAGCCUAUAAAGGCUUUAAUCUUAGAUUCUAUGUAUUUUAAAAUGGUAGGAUACAAUCCCAACCAGAAGCUAACUCUUGGAAAUUUCACAGCUGAUAAAUAGCCAUCUCUGCUUCAGAAUCUUUCUCAACUGAAUGUUUUCACCAGAUCUUCCUGAGCUACUGAUCUUCACUUGAUCUUAAAAUAACAAACUGAUCUCCUGAACCUUAAUGAACUGCUGCAUGACCUGGUGUUUCUAUACUGCUAAUGACUGAUGCAAGUAGACACAUGAGUGAUGAGCUGUGACAAUCUAUAUCAAUCAUUACACAAUCUAGUUCACUUACUGCACAUAAUCAUGGUAGAAAAUAAAUGAAAACAAAAUUUUAAGGUAUAAAAAAAUUAGUGUACCUCUAUUAUUUCUGGGUAAAUUUUUUGUCUUUUUAAAAAAUAGUGCCUAAAACGUUGUCUUAUCUAUGUGACAUUCAGUGGCUACUAAUUGAUGGUUAUUGUGUUGAAUUACUCCUAUUAAAUGUGGGUUCCACAUACUUGGUUUCAAUUUAUACAUUCCAUGGAAGAAUAAACAUGUUUUAUUAUCAUCA